GUGCCGUGCCGUGCCGGGCCGUGCCGGGAGCGGGGGGAGCGGGUCCGGGGAAGCGGGGCGGGCGGAGCAGCGAAGGGGGGGGGGGGAAGCCCCGCUCGGAGCAGCCGGCGCGGCGGCUCCGGCAGGUGGCACUGGCCGCCUCCCCCGGCCGCCUCCCCCGCUCCCCCCCCGGCCCGGGCUCCUCCGCCGCUGCCGCCGCGCUCAGUCCGCCAGCGCCGAUGCUGCUGAGCGGAGCGGCGGCCGGCUCGGAGCGCGGCGGCGGCGGCGGCGGCGGCGGGGCGGGAGCCGGGGCGGGGGCCGGCGGGGCUCCGCAGUGCGUGGGCACCAUGGCCCGCUGGCUCCGCGAGCACCUGGGCUUCCGCAGCGCCAAGCCCGCUCCCCCCGCGCCGCCCAAGCCCGACUACCGCGCCGGGCCGCCGCCGCAGCCGCCCCCGCCGCCCGGGGGCGCCGCCGAGCCGCUGGCCGCCGCCCAGCCCGACAUCGUGGCGGCCUACCGGCUGCAGAAGGAGCGCGACUUCGAGGACCCCUACAGCGGGGCGCCGCCGCCCGCCGCCCCCGACGGGCCCCGGUACGUCUCGCCCAAGCACCGGCUCAUCAAGGUGGAGGCGGUGGAGAAGGUGCCCGCCAGCCCCCCGCCGCCGCCGCCGCUGACGCCCGCCGCCCCCGGUUCGCCACCGGCCGGCCCCGAGCCACCCGACGAGCCGCCGCAGGAGCUGGCUGUCCUGGAGGACUAUGCAGAUCCCUUCGAUGCGGCACAGGUGGCUGGUAGCCAGGCAGGGCUGGAGAAGGUGAUGGAGAACGAUGGAUACAUGGAGCCAUACGAAGCCCAGAAGAUGAUGGCUGAGAUCCGCCAGAAGGGCUUACGGGAGGCUCCUGCUCGGCCGCUGCACCUCUACGACACUCCCUAUGAGCCUGUGCUCGGAGGGCUGGAUGCGGAUGGCGACCGUCCGGCUUGCCCCAGGCCCAGGGAGUCCCGGCUGCCCGAGGAUGACGAGCGGCCGCCGGAGGAAUAUGACCAGCCCUGGGAGUGGAAGAAGGAGCGGAUCUCCAAAGCCUUUGCAGUUGAAAUCAAGGUCAUUAAAGACCUGCCAUGGCCACCGCCGGUGGGACAGCUCGACAGCGGUGAAAGCCCCCCGGACGGUGAGGCCGGUGCCUCCGUCCCUCCGCAGCACAGCCAGCCCGGCUACGAAGACGCCAACGGUCCGUCGGAGGGGCUGGGGUACGGCCGCACCUCACCCUGCAGGGAGGAGAAGGCCAGGGCAGCCCUCAGACAUGGCUCCAGCAGCCUCAAGAGCACGAAGAUGCUGAUCGCCGAGCCUGGCCCCUUCGUCGGGGAGAGGAUUGACCCUGCCCUGCCCCUGGAGAGCCAGUGCUGGUACCACGGGGCCAUCAGCCGGACGGACGCGGAGACGCUGCUGAGGCUGUGCAAGGAGGCCAGCUACUUGGUGCGGAACAGCGAGACCAGCAAGAACGACUUCUCCCUCUCCUUGAAGAGCAGCCAGGGCUUCAUGCACAUGAAGCUGUCCCGGACCCAAGAGAACAAGUACGUGCUGGGUCAGCACAGCCCGCCCUUCGACAGCGUGCCGGAGAUCAUUCACCACUACGCCAGCCGCAAGCUGCCCAUCAAGGGGGCUGAGCACAUGUCCUUGCUUUACCCGGUGGCUAUCCGUACCCUAUAGUCCUCACCCACCACGAGCCAGGCUCGAGGCCAGGUGCACCCGAAACUGGCCCGUCCGCCGGGCCGAGCGCCACCGUGCCAAGGACGGGCUCUGGACCAGCAGCCCGCGAGCGGCUUGCUGGGCAUGGCCGGCGCUGUUGGGGAUUGCUGCAGCCGGACCCCUCGUCCCGCCCUCUCGGGGGGCUCCCGUGCGCCGGUUUGCCUGCCUCCGGGCAGAGCUCAGGACGCAAGGACUGGAGCUGGGGCCUUGGAGAGGCCUGGGGGGGGGAAAAGGGGGAUAAAUCAUCCGUUAACAGGCCUGAGGUGCCUCUGUGAGGGUGCCUGGCUCUGCCCAUGGGAGGGCACAGGCGAGGAGGCUGGCGGGGGGCGAGCGGGGGCCUGCCUGGGGCUAGCAAGGCACGGGGGGCCAGGCCAGCGGUGGCCCCCACCCGCACGGGUGCUCGGUGUUCGCUGUCAUCCUUUGCCAAAUGUAAAUAGUGACCGGUCUCAGCCGCGCGUGCAGCACCACUGCCUAAUAAAGCGGUGCAUGGUCGCCUCCUGCUCCAUGGGGACCGUGCGCCCGCAUCCCACCUCAAGUAGAGGGUUGGUGUGGCAAGAUGGUGGGGAGGGGGAUUUUAUUACACAAAAUCUCUAAGCAAAUUGAUUUUUUCCUUUGCUCUUGCAUACUCAGACCCAUGUGCCCCGGCAGUCCGGCCAGCUCACUCGUCUGAGACACAGGGAACAAGGGACAUUGUGGUCAUGUCCUCGUGAUGGCUUUGGGACCCUUUGCAGGCAGUGAUGAGCUGAUUUUGGAAUGCCUGUUUCCCUGUAGAAGGGCGUGCUCCUUGGGAUCUUUUGCCUCGUUUUCCUUCACCCCUCCUAAGUCUUAGGCAAAAUCCCUGGAUUUCACAGAUCUCCUGUUCUCCUCCUCUGGGUGUUUAGUGGCUCCAGUCCUGUUCUUUGUCUUCCUGACACCUUGUCUUUGGGCCAGCUUGCUCCUUCUCUUCAUUUGGCUGAAGCUACAUCUGGUGCUCUGUAGUAUUUAAUGCAUACCUUGCCUUUUAACCUUGUUCCUGGGUGUUGCUUGCUGCUGUACCCACGCACGUACGUUUCCUCCAUCCGUGCUUCAGACUGAGCUCGGUCUCGCUGUUGCUCCCCUGCAGCGCGUUCCCUUUCCCCUCCGCUCCCCAGGUGGUCCCGCUGUGUGCAGCAGAGGGGAUGGCAGCAGCAAAUUUGCUGCUGGACCAGCAAAACCUUUUGCAUCAGUGGAGCAAAGUGCUUGGGGUGUCGAUGGGAUGUGUUAGUGGUGGCUUGAUGAAGGCUUUGUGAAAAAGCAUCAUCCUCCUCACCGCUUGAUCCCAGGAAGGAGCUGGCCCUGCGGGUUCGCGGGCGGAUGGGGGUGAUUGAUGGAACUGCAGGGACCUUGUGUGGGUGAGUGCCGCAGCCACGGCAGGAACG
Molecule: messenger RNA, 3115 nt
Organism: Grus americana (Whooping crane)
Lineage: Eukaryota; Metazoa; Chordata; Aves; Gruiformes; Gruidae
Gene: SHF
Product: Src homology 2 domain containing F
Exons: 7
Coding region: 219-1679 (486 amino acids)
Molecular function (GO): phosphotyrosine residue binding
Source: RefSeq, a predicted model, not a curated record